Messenger RNA from Adineta steineri, 4395 nucleotides. The record is from the annotation of a GenBank genome assembly. NCBI's taxonomy places the organism in Eukaryota, Metazoa, Rotifera, Eurotatoria, Adinetida, Adinetidae.
AUGGUUGAAUUUUUUAAUAUAUCUGAUGAUUAUUUGACUUUCGAUGAAUUAUACCAUUUGAACAUAACAUCACAUGAAAUUCUCCUGUGGUCAUCAUCAAUUGAUCUUGCUGAACAAUAUGAGUACUAUCUUGAUCAAUCAACUCAAUCUAAUCUAUCAAAUGAAAAAUUCUUUAAUUGUACACAGCCAUGGUUUGGAUCACGAUGUCAAUAUUCAUUGGAAAUAAAAGAAGGUGUAUUAGUCGGAAAAUCAUUUGAAACAGCUUUAACUGAUAAUAUAUUUGAUGGAACGUGUUAUAUUCUUUUAGAAUGUAAUCGUGGUGGACCAUCGAUGUGUCUUGAUUGGCGUGAGAUCUGCGAUGGUCGAAUUGAUUGUCUUAAUGAUGGUAUUGAUGAAAUUCAAUGUUUCAAUUUAGAAAUUAACGAAUGCAAUGAAAACGAAUAUCGAUGCCAUAACGGAUUGUGUAUUCCAAAACUUUUUUUGGAAAUGGAUUUUUCUGAAGCACAAUGUCUUGAUAGAUCAGAUUAUUUAGUUAAAAACUCGUUGUGCCUAAGAUUUUAUUUCCGUCUGAAUCUGUUUGAAUGUCAAGAAUUUAUUUGUCGACCUGAUGAAGGUAAAUUCUUGUGUGGUGAUGGACAAUGUGUGGAAGAUUAUGGUCAAUGUCAAACUAAUCGACAUCUUUCAUUAGCUCAAUCGGUUAGUGUUCAAGGAAAUUUAUCAUACGAGUGUUGGAUAAGCAUGGUUUGUCUUACGAAAAUAAUGGACAAAAUUGAGAAUGUAUCAUGUGAUGAGUUCAUUCAAUCUUCUGACAUUAUCGAACAAUUAAAAAGUUGCAAGUUUCCUCUUCAAUUUCCGAUUAUUCCUGUACUCUAUGGUCAUGUAACAUUUUUAUAUCAUCCAAAAGAGAUUGACAAUAUUAAUGUUACAUUACCUCUUAAACCUGAUUAUAUCUGUUAUGAUAAACAAUUAUGCGAUUUCCUCACACCUACAUUUCGCCAUGAAACUUUGACUUGUCGCUCUGGUGAUCAGAUGAAUCUUACGAUGAAUACUGAAUUGACUAGUUGGAAAUCAAUUAUCGAUUCAAUUAAACCAUACUUUGAUGGUUGUAUUACUCAACAUUAUCAUAUCAUCGAUUCUUAUGAUUCACCAUUAUAUCAUUGUAAAAAUUCGUCGAAAUAUAUUUCUAAAUAUCGAAUCCUGGACGGUAUAUCAGAUUGUUUCUUGAAAGAUGACGAGCAAGUAUUAUCGAAAUUAAAUUAUUCAUUAAAUCAAACCUCUCGAUUUCAAUGUCCAAACGAGAAACAGUGUCGAUCACGCUUUUUCCCAACAAGUAUCUGUUCUUUUCCGAUACAGAUAAAUCAUGAUGAUAUCUCAUUUUAUAAAAUAUGUGAUCGAAUCAUGGAUUUACCCAUGGCGUUGAUUGAUGGACGAAAUCAUUCCGAUGAAACUGAUUGUGAAGAUUGGCAAUGCAAUAAUAUCUACACACGAUGUGAUGGUUUUCGAAAUUGUCUUAACGGAAAAGAUGAAGAAAAUUGUACAAAUUCAAUUAGUUUAGAGCAUUUUCUUCUCUGUAUUUCAUCACAAAAUCAUACAUUCAUGUGUUUACCAGCCGAUCAAGUCACUAAUGGAAUCGUCAGUUGUUUUGUAGCAUCAUCUGAUGAAUUUCAAAAUCGCCAGGUGAACAAUAUUACUUUUCAAACAUAUAGAUUUUGUUGUUGGAAUGACACAAAAUGUAGAGAACAGGAAGAUCUUUGCAAUGAAAACGAAGAUUGUCCAAUGUAUGAUAACGAACUAUUUUGUGAUAAUCAUCCACAAUUAUGUAAUGACUCUGAUUUUGACAAUCUUAUCGAUAUGCAAUAUAUUUCAUGUCAGGUCAUUAAUACACGUUAUAUACCUUUUUCAUUAGAAACUGCAUUAAUCUAUCCGCCAGUAUAUACGAUUCCGAAUGAUCCUACUCAGAAUCCGAUUAAUAAUAAAAUGAUAGAAUCGCCAUUAGUCAAGAGUUUUUCACAGCCUGAAAUCUGUAAUUCUGGUUUAUAUGUUUACUAUCGACUUGGAGCCAAUAAUUACAGUAGUUUAUGUUUUUGUCCACCGAAUUAUUAUGGUGAUCGAUGUCAAUAUCAAAAUCAACGUGUCAGUCUUACCUUAACAUUGGCAACUAUUAGACAGCCAAUUAUUUAUGCUAUUGUUGUUAUGUUGAUAGAAGAUGACAACGAUCGACAAGAAAUUAAUUCGUAUCAUCAAUUCACUUUUGUACCACUAGAACAUUGUGGUAAAUUUGUGAAUUUAUAUCUGUUAUAUUCGAAGCAUGGAAAGAAUAAUUCAAAAAACUACAGUAUUCGUAUCGAUGCAUUCAAUAAAGAUUCACUGACAUACCUAAUAAGUUGGCAUUUAACGAUUCCAUUCGUCUUUUUACCAGUUAAUCGGAUAAGUGCUUUUUUAACCCUUCCGAUUUCUCGAACAUUCGAUCCUAAACACUGUACUCUUCAAUGUCAGAAGGGUACUUGUAUGAGAUAUCAUAAUGAAGAAAGAUUCUUCUGUCAAUGUCAUUCAGGUUGGUCCGGUGCACAAUGUAAUAUUCCGAUCGAUUGCAAUAUGUGUACACCGAACUCGAUUUGUAUCGGUUCGAUUCGAAAUCGAUCAAUCUGCGUUUGUCCUCACGGAAAAUUCGGUUCCUCUUGUCGUCUUCAACUGGUAUGUCCAAUAGGCAUCUGCAAAAAUAAUGGUCGUUGUAUAGUAAUCGAUGAGAGAAUGAUUGAUGAAAGUUAUAGAUGCUUUUGUUCUGAACAAUUUUUCGGGACAAGAUGUGAAAAUGUUAAACAUAGAAUAGAUAUUUUCUUUAAAAAUAUCGAAACUCCAUUGUAUUUACUCGCUUAUAUUUACACUAGAAUUCGUUUCGAACGAUCAUCACCAACAUUUGUUAUACUCCGAAAAAUGACUAUGUUUCAAAGUAAUAUCACCGUGUACUCUCAAGAUCAGUUCCAAAUGAUUAUUGUUAAGAUUGAUAAUCGUUAUUAUUUGGCUGUACUUCGAAAAUUUGAAUCAUCCAACAUAGUAACCUCCAUCAGUCCUGCACAACGAUGUGUUCCAAUUCAUGAACUUUUGCCUACUGAAUUAUUCUCAUUGCCGCGAAUUCAACGAUUGAAAAGCUAUCAUAUUCCAUGCCAAGAUCAUGUUAAUCUACAAUGUUUUGUCGAUGAAUUCUACAUGUGUUUGUGUACGAAAGAAAAUCAUAGCAAUUGUUUUCCAUUAGAACAUCAACAGACUUUUGCCUGUGAAGAUAAUGUUUAUUGUGAGAAUGGUGGAACAUGUUUACAAGAUCGACCUGUAUGUUUUUUCAAUAUCCUAUGUGUAUGUUCUGAUUGUUUCUUUGGUAAUCGAUGUCAAUUUUAUGCCAAAGGCAUUGGACUGACAUUAGAUGAUUUAUUACGUUAUGAAAUUCGACCUAAUAAUACAUUAAAUGAUCAAUCAUUGGUUAUUAAACUGAGUGCUGCUGUUAUAAUGAUUAUUUUUCUGAUUGGUACUUUGAAUGGUUUUCUUAGUUAUUUAGUCUUUCAUAAUCCAAAUUCUCGUAGAGUAGGUUCUGGAAUAUAUCUUCGAUUAUCAUCAAUCAUUUCUAUUCUGGUUGUCAGUAUGUUAAUCAUCAAAUUUUGGUUUGUAACAUAUACUUAUAUAAAUCAAUCGAUCAAUCGUAAUGUUUAUCAAAUUGGAUGUAUACUAUUCGAACCUCUACUUAGAUUUUUCUUAUAUAUGAGUAAUUGGCUGAAUACUUGUGUAGGCAUAGAAAGAGCGAUAGCAGUUUUCAAAGGAAUUAAUUUUAACAAGAGACAAAGUAGACGUAUUGCACGUCGGACACUUUGUAUUUUACCAUUCUUUAUUUUGGGUACGAUGAGUUAUGAACUCGUUCAACGUGAUUUAUUCGAUGAUUAUGAAGAACAACGUGUUUGGUGUGUAAUUCGUCAUUCUCAAUCAGUUCAAGUAUAUACUACCGUUGUACAAUAUUUUCAUUUUGUCGCACCAUUUUCUGCUAAUCUGUUUGCGACUCUUUUCAUCAUACUGAAGUUAACUCGUCAACAAGCGAUCCUUCGAACUCAUAUUAGCUAUCAACAACAAUUACUUAAUAAGUUCAAUGAGCACAAACACCUUGUUAUUAGUCCUAUUGUACUAGUUAUUCUAUUAUCACCUCGUUUUCUUAUUUCACUAUCAUCAGGAUGUGUUAAAGCAUCUCGAAGUCCGUGGCUGUAUCUAUUCGGUUAUUUUAUUUCCUUUACUCCAUCGUCUUUUAUCUUUAUAAUAUUCGUUUUACCAUCAACUUUCUACAAGAAACAAUUUAAAAAAACAAUUAAUACUUGGUGGCAACGACUUACCAGGGCUAUUAGAGCUCGCAAUCCAUGA